Messenger RNA from Apis dorsata (giant honeybee), 1639 nucleotides. RefSeq lists its product as uncharacterized. The transcript is spliced from 4 exons. The record is from RefSeq and is a predicted model, not a curated record. Bases 582 to 1553 code for a protein of 323 amino acids. NCBI's taxonomy places the organism in Eukaryota, Metazoa, Arthropoda, Insecta, Hymenoptera, Apidae.
AAAGACAUUUCGUUCGUACCAGAUCGGAAAGAUAUAUGAAUAAAAUAUCAAUCUCGGAUACUACUUUCCCAACUUUUUAAUGAAAGAAUCAUUCGAUUUAAUGUUCCGCAAAACUUCAUCAUCGAGAAAAUUUCGAGUAUCUUAUUCCUCGAUCUUUGGACUAGAAUCAAACUAUCCGAAAUAAAGAACGAAAGAAAGAGUUCGUUCGGGAAAGGAAGUUCCGAAACGAUCUCCAGCAUUUCGUCACCUUGAUCCAAACGAUCUCGGCGGUCCCCGCCCAUCGAACGUUGAAAACGUUCGAGCCACACGGAGGAAUUGAUCGAGGAAUCCCGAACAAAAUUCUUUCGUAUUUCUCUAACCACGAGAACCAGUAGGCGGGGAAAUAAAAGGAAGGAGCCGUAAUCUACCAAGGUGGAAACUCGCCAAGUUAAGUUAAAGACGUCCUCGAUCGAGGGUAUCCAGGUGUCUCCCCAAUUCUUCGGAUUAACAGUCGCAAGGGUGCAAAUUACACGGAGUGAGCGAUUUCCUCGAGGGACGAUCGGUCUACGCCGGAGAGACAUUUCUCAGAUGUCGAGCGAACGAUGAAGCACUCGAGGCGAGCGAGUGGCUCGAGUGCCACUUCGAUCGCGAACGAUUCGUGUUCCAGGUGCGAGGGAAAGUGUCCGACGAAAAUGCGGCUCGCACUACUGCUGCUCUUCUCUUUGUUCGGGACAGGCUCGUCCAUCCAUCUCCGCAGGAUAGACGUGCCGAGUAUAGCCGACCCGAGGUGGGAAAAAGUGGCGCUGAGAUGCGAGUACGAUCUGGACGGCGAGGAAUUGUACUCCGUGAAGUGGUACAAGGAUGGCGCGGAGUUCUUCAGGUUUAUGCCCGGCUCGAGGCCGCCCGGUCGUGAUUUUCAGCUGGAAGGGGUGUACGUGGACGUGAACAAGAGCGAUAGCAAACAAGUGACGCUGUUGGGACAGGCGAACAAUCGGAGAGUGAAGGUGAACCUUGUGGGGUUGUACGGGUGCGAGGUGUCCUCGGAGGGGCCGAAUUUCCUCACGAUCUUCGGCGAGGCAAACAUGAGCUUGGCGAUCCCCCCCAAGGAACGACCCACCCUCCGUGGCCUUCAACCCUCUUACGAGGCGGGCGAGACGCUCGAAGUGGAAUGCAGCUCGGCGGCCAGCUACCCUCCGGCCCGGCUCGUCUUCAUCCUCAACGGGAAAGAGGUGAACAAAGGGUUGAUCAGAGAAUUGCCAAGCACGAGCCCUACGGAGGACAGCCUCGUGUCCUCGACUCGUCUCGGCCUUACUCUUCGAUUGGAACGGCACCAUUUCCCCGGAGGGACAUUAACUCUCACCUGUCAGUCCACGUUGCCGAGGAUCAGGGGCGACAAGGCGCUCGAGAGGGUGGAAACCGCGACACUGGCCGCGAGCAAUCAACGACUGGCGCAGGAACCGCCCAGAUCCGGUUCAACGAUCGAUGCCCAACCCGUGUCGAUCUCGAUCUGCUGUUUGUUAGCGAUCUUACCAUCGUUCAAUCACGGUAUCUUGCCACUUUUGUAUUUUGUUUAACCGGAAACGAAUCGCAGACGAAAGCUUCGCGUUGGGAUCAUUUCGCCACGUGUCGAAUUCAUGCGAGGAUGAAAGGAGGACUUGGU